CGGGUCACCAGGCAUCAGGUCAUUUGGCUCGACAGCGGGCACCGCGUCAUCUGGCAAGGCAGUGGGCUCCGAGUCAACAGGCACGACAGUGGGCACCGGGUCAUUAGGUACCGGAUUGUCUGGCUCGACAGCAGGCAUCGGGUCACCAGGUAUGACAGCGGGCACUGGGUCACCAGGCAUCAGGUCAUUUGGCUUGCCAGCGGGCACCGCGUCAUCUGGCAAGGCAGUGGGCACCGGUCACCAGGCAUUGGAUCGUCUGGCUCGACAGCGGGCAUCGGGUCACCAGGCAUCAGGUCAUUUGGCUCGCCAGCGGGCACCGCGUCAUCUGGCAAGGCAGUGGGCACCGAGUCACCAGGUACGACAGCGGGCUCUGAGUCAAUUGGCACGACAGCGGGCACCGGAUCAGGUACCGGAUCAUCUGGAUCAACAGCGGGCAUCGAGUCAACUAGC
Molecule: messenger RNA, 450 nt
Organism: Staurois parvus
Lineage: Eukaryota; Metazoa; Chordata; Amphibia; Anura; Ranidae
Source: the annotation of a GenBank genome assembly